This is a messenger RNA of Aspergillus ruber CBS 135680, 1705 nucleotides long. RefSeq names its product DUF521 domain protein. Bases 1 to 1698 code for a protein of 565 amino acids. Lineage: Eukaryota; Fungi; Ascomycota; Eurotiomycetes; Eurotiales; Aspergillaceae. The transcript has 2 exons. The record is from RefSeq and is a predicted model, not a curated record.
AUGGAGACCCUAUGCACAAAUCAAGGAACUUCCUAUGUCCAAGGUACAGCCUCUGGCAAACUCCUCGCCAGCAACAUAGAAUUGAGCUUCUGGGGCGGCGUAAACCCCCAAACAGGCGAGAUAAUCGAUCGUCACCACACAUUAAGCGGACAGUUUCUCCAAGACACCAUUCUCGCUAUCCCAGGUGGUCGUGGCUCAUGCUCUGGUAGUGGGGUGAUGUUGGAGCUACUGCUUAAUGAAAAGGGACCUAAGGCCGUAUUGUUCGAGCGAAAGGAGGAUAUUUUGACUCUUGGGGUUAUGAUUGCCGAGGAGGUGUUUGGGAAAGCUAUACCGGUUAUGAUGCUGGGGCCGGGGGGUUUUCGGGAGAUUUUGGAGCUGAAUGGACAUUUUUUGCAUGUUGUUGAUGGGCACAUUUAUCGUGACGAGGAUAUGGAGCUCUCGGAUAUCGAUAGAGCCUUCCUCGACGGCGUCUACGGUGAAGCUGCCCGGGUGUCGAUGCGAAUCAUCCUCCGGAUGGGAGAUUUACUUGGAGCUAAAGAACUGAUGGACAUUACUCAGGUCCAUGUGGACGGCUGUAUCUACACAGGGCCAGGAUCUCUCAUAUUCGCAGAGAAGCUUAGAGACUGGGGAGGAAAAGUCCGUGUUCCAACAUCUCUCAACUCCAUAUCCAUUGAUCAGCAACGAUGGUGCGCUCAAGGAAUCGACCCCGUUUUCGGUGAAGCUGCUGGGAGACUUGCAGAUACUUACAUCAGUAUGGGUGCACAACCAACCUUUACCUGCGCUCCUUAUCAGCUCGAAAGCGCACCGAAACUUGGUGAGCAGGUGGCUUGGGCUGAGUCUAAUGCUGUUGUUUACGCGAAUAGUAUUCUUGGGGCGAAGACCAUGAAGUAUCCUGACUUUCUUGAUAUAUCGAUUGCCCUGACUGGUCGGGCGCCAAAGGGUGGUCCUCAUGUUGAAGCUAAUCGUCUGGCUUCGCUUAUUGUAAGGGUUAUAGACGCAGGAGCAGCGAGGACUGAUGACUCUUUUUAUCCUCUCUUGGGCUACCAUAUAGGAGCUAUAUCCCCUAGCCAGAUCCCCGUGGUAGUGGGAAUUGGGUCAUUGAGCCCAUGCAAAGACGACCUAAAGGCCUUUGGGGCUGCGUUCGCGACAAUGUCGAGUGCCCCGAUGUUCCAUAUCGUUGGGGUCACACCUGAAGCAGCUUCACUUGACGCUGUCCUCGACGAAAGAUCCCAUCCACAAUUCAUCAACAUAGAGCCGAAUCAGCUAGCUGAGAGCUGGGUCCAGCUCAACAGCGCAUCCCAUCCUCAACCAGUGGACCUGGUAUCUCUCGGAAACCCUCACUUUUCUCUGGCCGAAAUCAGAAAGCUCACCGAACUCUGCCGAGGUCGCACAAAGGACAAGAGCGUUGCUAUUACAGUUACUUGCGGACGUUCCCAAUUCAGCCUUGCUUCUCAAGCCGGACUCAUUGAGGAGCUAGAAGCAUUCGGGGUUCAAUUCAUCACUGAUACCUGCUGGUGUAUGAUUACUGAGCCGAUCAUUCCACCGUCGGUGGGUGCUAUAAUGACGAAUUCCGGCAAAUAUGCACACUAUGGACCUGGGUUGACUGGAAAGCCGUUCUACUUUGGGAGUUUGGCUAGGUGCGUUGAAGCUGCAUGUGGUGAUUGUAUAGGCGAUAUACCGGGGUGGUUGUCGAAUUGAUUUCUUC